AUGAACCCUCUUCGCUCACCGUCGAUAUGCGCCAAAGCAAAGCGACACGAGCCAUAUUCUCAACAUAUGGAUAGCCUCAACCCCUUUGAUGAAGGCGGGUUUCUGGGACUGGGCCAGCCAUGCGCUGCCGAGGUUUCUGGCUGGAACGAAACAGCCACAAUGUCCACGCCUUCCUCGGAGCUGUCUUCCUGGACCGCCUUGACACCACCAAGCUCCUUUCCUCCAACCGAAACUCUCCCGACACCAACAGCACUGCAGAGUCGGACGCAUAGUGAUAAGCAUCUUAUUGUGGUGGAUCAGCAUGGCCGGGAAUGCGAAGUGGUUCAGACUCGGGGCGAGCGGCGGCGUGCACAGAAUAGAAAAGCCCAGCGAGCAUAUCGAGCACGCAAAGAAGCCCAGAUAAAGACUGCAUCAUCGACCUUGGCAGCGAAUAAGUCGCAGCUGAGGACCCUAAGCCAUCACAACCGCGAGCUUCUCGAGACCAUUAAGCACCUCAGGGAAAUCAUUCUCCGGCUAGAGGCAGAGAAUCAGCUCCUCAAAGAGGUGCAAAGCCCAAAUAUAAAUGGAAUGCACGAGUCAGGCGGAUGGAUGCUGGAUAGUCCGAUUUUCAUGUCACCCCUUCCCUCAGAAGCGUACUGGCAUGAAGAGAGAUCGGAUACCACAGGAACAUGA
Molecule: messenger RNA, 672 nt
Organism: Fonsecaea erecta
Lineage: Eukaryota; Fungi; Ascomycota; Eurotiomycetes; Chaetothyriales; Herpotrichiellaceae
Exons: 3
Coding region: 1-672 (223 amino acids)
Biological process (GO): regulation of DNA-templated transcription
Molecular function (GO): DNA-binding transcription factor activity
Source: RefSeq, a predicted model, not a curated record